AUGCCAUAUUUUCGAAAUUUGACAUUCACAAGGAAAGCUCCGGAUGGCUCGAACGUCGAAUCUGCCAAUUAUGGAGGGGACCGCGGGCCCGGCCGAUCUCCCACGCGGCAGAUGAGCAAACGGCUGCUGCUCGUCAACCACAAUGAGCCCACUAGUCCGGUGGCACGAAGAGUCGACUCGUGUCUGUGCCGCCGCUUUUUCGCCCAGACCCGGAACGGUUUUUACGGGGAUAUUUGCAAUGCGGAAUUCGUGGCCAUGUUGCUGAAAUUUGAAGACGCUUGCCCGUCUGGAGGUCUCGAUCUGAAGGCACAGGAGGCUGCACUCCGUCUUGGGCCGGAUAUCGUUGUGGCAACGCCUGGUCGACUUCUCGACCAUCUCCACAAUGCUCCUUCGUUCACGCUGGCGACAAUCGAGGUGUUGGUGCUUGACGAAGCCGACCGGAUGCUCGAACAGGCUUUCGAGGAGCAGAUGAAAGAAAUCAUCCGCCUGUGCGCCAGCAAGCGCCAGACGCUUCUCUUCUCGGCCACGAUGACUGACCAAAUCGAACAUCUAGCCGACAUGUCGCUGAAGAAACCCGUCAAGAUUUUCAUCAAUGAGAACACUGAGACGGCGCUGCGACUACGACAAGAAUUCAUUCGGAUCCGGGGAAAUCGCGAGGAAGACCGGGAGCCGAUUGUGGCUGGGCUGGUAACGAGAACUUUCCAGGAACAAACGAUGAUCUUCGUCAAAACAAAACGCUACUGUCAACGGUUGCAAAUCGUACUCGGGCUACUCGGCGUGAAAGUGGGCCAGAUGCACAGCAGUUUGACCCAGUCGCAACGUAUCGACGCGUUGGCCAAGUUCAAGCGCAGAGAGCUCGAUGUGUUGGUUUCAACCGACUUGGCCGCUCGUGGUUUGGAUAUUGAGGGCGUUCAGACUGUGAUCAACAUGAACAUGCCGAACAACAUCAAGCAGUACAUCCAUCGUGUUGGUCGUACGGCUCGUGCCGGAAAAGCUGGUCGUUCGAUCUCGCUCGUUGGGGAGGAGGACCGGAAGUUGUUCAAGGAGAUCCUCGCCCACAAUCAGGACAAGCUGCUGAAGCAGCGUGUCGUGGCCCCAGAAGUCAUCGCCGCUUACAAGGGACGCGUUGAUGACCUCGAAGGAUCGGUGGCAAAGAUUGAAGAGGAUGAAAGGACCGAACGUUCGAUUCGUAUUGCUGAGGCUGAUUUGAAGCGCACAGAAGAGCGUGUGGAGCAUGGAAAGGCUGAUCGCGACGGCAGGAACUGGAUCAAGCAGCCUACAGAUGCUGAAAAGCUACGCAAGAAAGAGGAUAAGCGCAAACUCAAGGAGUUAGAAGCUAAGAAGAAGAAAACGGAGAAAACGGGAGAGGAGAAGCAGGCCGAUCGUGCCCAGGCGUUCCAGGCGCGCAUGGCGAAACGGCAGCGCAAGGGCAAGCGAAUGCGUGCCUUGGCCGAUAAUGAUAAUCAGGGCAAACAAGGCAAGCUGAACAAGACGAAGGGUGGCAAGGUGAAGAAAUCGUCGUUUACUACGGAACUGGCCGGCAUCAGCAAGCGGGGUGUCAAGGCUGCAAGGGCUGGGCCAGAAGACGCCGGCUUCCGAACGGCCAAACGGCAGCACAUGAAGGGUGGAAAGCAGAAGAGGAGC
Molecule: messenger RNA, 1644 nt
Organism: Mesorhabditis spiculigera
Lineage: Eukaryota; Metazoa; Nematoda; Chromadorea; Rhabditida; Rhabditidae
Source: the annotation of a GenBank genome assembly